UUGUAACUCAGACAUGCCGCCAAGCAUGCCACCGACGGCUCCGUUUCAUAUUUCAUACUAUAAACUCGGCUUAUGAUAUGAUGGCUCGCGAACAACUCUGCACUCAAACCUGCAUGUAUUCCGCUCGUAUAACUUCGAAACGCCUGCUGGCAGGCUCAAGUAGUCAAAUAAAACCUCUCGCUUCAAACUCUCACCUAUACAUUACUCGAACUAACACCAAAUCAAGCAAUGCCGCGUUGCGGACGAUCGAACCGAAGUCGUGCACUCGCAAUUAUUCGCAGACACCGCGACCUCCCGUAUCGGAGCAAAAAUCGACUCAGAGAGUUGAGGAAUGUGAAGAUAGUCAUGAAGCACCGCCGCAUGCGUCACAAGGAUACCAAGUUGGUGGACUCCAGACCCCAAGCAAUCCGUUCACGACUGGUUCUAGUGCUCUUGAUGCUGCCCUUACAACCGUGAUUGGGUUGGGAAUGACUUACCGUCUGGCCACUAACGCUUCAUCAUCCAGUCUUCUUUGGCGGUGUAGCCUAUCUCGCGUGGUACAAGAAGAAUGUCCUUGACAAGAUUGAACUUGCUUUCGCUGCCGGUUAUGAUCCUGCACUUGAGCUUGCUAGCCAUGGCAAACAGCGGGAUCCUAAUACCCCCGAAGAACUCGACUGGGACAUGGAUGGUCCUUGGACUCAACACCUACGGCGAAAAGAGCAGGACUUAGUCGACCGAAUUGUUCAUGGUGCGGAAACGGGGCAUUAUUUUAUGUUACUCGGUCCUAAGGGUACUGGGAAGACAACUAUGAUCUUUGAUGCCAUGCAACAAUGUCAAGCUGAAGGUGUGGCUAUAUGCGACGCCCAUCCGGACUUGGAAGUAUUCCGGUUGCGUUUGGGGAAAGCGUUAAACUACGAAUACAACGAAGAUUCGCAGACCGGCCUGUUCCAGCGUCGCGACCCACGCGAAGGUGGACCUGCACUGGAUAUUGAGCGAGCGAUGAACAAAUUGGAGAAGGUCGCCUUGCGAUACGCUAAGCGAACUGGGAAGCCCUUGGUAUUGAUUAUCAACAACGUUCAUUUCUUCAAGAAUGACGAUGGUGGGCGCAACAUGCUGCUUCAAUUACAGCAGCGUGGUGAAGCAUGGGCAGCAAGCGGUAUUCUCACCUUUGUCUUCAGUUCGGACGAUUUCUGGCCGUUCUUUGUUAUGCGGAAGAGUGCAAGUAGGAUGCAUGUCGUUUCUGUUUAUGACCUCAAUCAUCGUGAAGCUUUACAAGCCUCACUGCGCAUGCGUAUGAACGCUCACCGUGAAGUGGAGGAAAUAGAUGCUUUCAAGGAGGUCGUUAACAUCAUGGGCGGUCGUCUAUCAUACCUUGGUAAAACAUGCAAAGCCAAGGAAAUGAUGCCCACCGCAAAGCACUUGUUACAGGUUGAGAAAGCGUGGCUACUGAGUCAGAUUGGUCUGAUCCAGGAUCACGAUGACGAUGUCAUGGAUGAGCAAAAAUGGAGCUCGUGUUCUUGGCUCCUUCUACGCGAAUUUGUUAAGAUGCGGCAACAAGAGGAGCAGGAGAUUAAAGAUGCCAUUGCUGCGGGCGAGAAGACCAUCGAAGACUUAGAGAACAUAGGGUUGCCCAGGAUUCCUUACUACAAAUGUCGUCAAAUCAUGACAAGACCGGACUUCUUGGAGGAGCUGGAUAGAGCCAAUAUCAUUGCCAUUGAUAUCAACCAUGACGUUACACCAGACUCUUUGCUCAUCCUAAACGCUGCUAGAGAGGUUGUCGAAGAGCCUGACUUUGAUGAAGUGUUGGAGGCCGUACGAGAUCGUGUAGAUGAGAUCGAGAGUCUACACCGUACGAGGGAACUAACGUUCAAGGAUGUGAAGGACGGUGACCGUGUUUGGCUAUCAGUAGACAAAGGUGGCACCCGUCUGAUCGAGAGUCACUGAGAGAGCUUCUCCUUUUCCUGUCAGACACUUCUACACUUUCUGACGUCGCAUUCCGAUACUCCCUGUUUGCCUGGCGUAAACUCCCAUAGAGCAACAAACACAUCUCACGUUCUCCGGCACCGUGUUUCAAGCGCAGCACGCUAUGCUUCUCCACUCAGGCUGUGUGAUCGAGGUAGGUCAAGUGCCCUAAACACGUUCAUUCUCACGAAUUUCAUUAUGUGCGAUCACAACUGAAUCUGCUCGGAUCUUCAUUGGUUCUCGGUGUGUCCUUUCAUUUGCGCUCUCAAGCUCAAGACCAGUGACAGCGUUUCCCGCUAGAACUGUUACCUUGACUUUCGGAAGCGGAAGCAACCUUCGGAGGACUUCCGAAGUAAUGCGGCCGUUUCUCGAACAAGAUAUCUGCCGCCGGUUCGGUCUAUGAAUGGGGCCAUAAUUAUUGACGGUCCUCCAUGGCGCGAAGGUCGCGUGUUGCCAGGGUUCGCCGUGCCAUUUUCUGGUGA
Messenger RNA from Somion occarium, 2423 nucleotides. Lineage: Eukaryota; Fungi; Basidiomycota; Agaricomycetes; Polyporales; Cerrenaceae. The record is from the annotation of a GenBank genome assembly.